Molecule: messenger RNA, 2541 nt
Organism: Lolium rigidum
Lineage: Eukaryota; Viridiplantae; Streptophyta; Magnoliopsida; Poales; Poaceae
Product: probable serine/threonine protein phosphatase 2A regulatory subunit B''delta
Exons: 13
Coding region: 279-1904 (541 amino acids)
Biological process (GO): protein dephosphorylation
Cellular component (GO): protein phosphatase type 2A complex
Molecular function (GO): calcium ion binding; protein phosphatase regulator activity
Source: RefSeq, a predicted model, not a curated record
AGCACCACCAUCUCCCCCCCAUCUCCUCCUGCUGUCGCUUGCUUCUCCCUCCCGGCCUAGCUAGGGUUUCCACUCCACCCCGGCCCUCGCCUCAGAUCCCGACACCGGCGACCCCCGAUCCUCCUCCGUCGCCAGCCGCCGAUCCCGCCGAGCUCCGAUUUGCCACUCCUCACGCUCCGCCACCUCGCCCUCCAGCCUCUGCACGCGCUCGCCGGGGGGCAGAUCUAGGGUUUGGGGCCUCGCUUGGUGCAUGAGAAGGCUACCAGGGCCCUGACGGCAUGGAGGUGGAGGCGGCGAGGAGGGAUGCGUCGGCGCUUGACCCGGAGCUGCUGCAGCUCCCGGAGCUCGCGCCCGGCGCGCUCCGGGAGAACUCAACCAUAGCCGACGCGCUCUACACGCAGUGGCUCGUGCUUCCCGAGACCGCCAAGCUGGUGAAGUCUUUGAUUGAAGAUGCAAAAGGCGGUGGCUCACUGAAUGUUGCUGGGAGUUCUGCCAGCACAAAUGCUGCUUCAAGUAGUUCUUUGCCAUCAAUGUUCCCGGCUGGUAGUGCUCCCCCACUUUCUCCUAGGAGCACUGCUGGCUCUCCCCGUGUUAUGAGACGAGGAUCUGGAGCUGGACCAUCAACCUUGGGAUCUCCUCUAAAAGUAGUCAGUGAACCUGUGAGAGAGGUUAUUCCUCAGUUUUACUUCAAGAAUGGGCGCCCUCCACCAAAAGAUUUGAAGGAGCAAUGUUUGUCUAGACUAGAUCACCUAUUUUUUGCCGGCGAGGGACUCCAGAUACAAGAAUUCAGACCAGUCAUAAAAGAUAUAUGCAAAUUACCAUCCUUCCUCUCUGGUGUUCUUUUCAAGAAGAUCGAUGCUGCUUGCUCUGGAACUGUAACAAGGGAUGCGUUUAUCGCGUACUGGAUUAAUGAAAAUAAGAUAACACUGGAUACACCUAGCCAGAUAUUUGAAAUAUUAAGAAAGCCGGGUUGCAGUUAUCUCACUCAGGAGGACUUUAAACCUGUCCUAAAAGAACUCUUGGCAACUCACCCAGGUUUAGAGUUUCUACAGGGCACUCCUGAGUUUCAGGAGAGAUACGCGGAGACUGUAAUAUACAGAAUAUUUUACUCCAUAAAUAGAUGUGGAAAUGGCCAUCUUACCCUCCGAGAACUAAAACGUGGGAAUUUAGUUGCUGCAAUGCAGCAGCUGGAUGAGGAAGAGGACAUCAACAAAGUACUGAGAUAUUUCUCGUAUGAGCAUUUCUAUGUGAUCUACUGCAAAUUUUGGGAGCUGGACACAGAUCAUGAUUUCCUGAUUGACAAAGAGAAUCUUAUCAGAUAUGGAAAUCAUUCGCUGACUUACAGAAUAGUUGAUAGAGUCUUUGCACAGGUCCCAAGGAAGUUCACAAGCAUGACCGAAGGAAAGAUGGGUUAUGAAGAUUUUGUUUACUUUAUUUUGUCGGAGGAAGAUAAAUCAUCUGAACCUAGCCUUGAGUACUGGUUUAAGUGCAUUGAUCUUGAUGGCAAUGGCAUAUUAAGUACCAAUGAGAUGCAGUUUUUCUAUGAGGAGCAGUUGCAUCGCAUGGAGUGCAUGGCACAGGAACCUGUGCUUUUUGAGGACAUAUUGUGCCAAAUGAUCGAUAUGAUUGGACCAGAGAAUGAGACCUAUUUUACAUUGCGGGACUUAAAAAAGUGUAAACUAUCAGGAAAUAUAUUCAAUAUCCUAUUCAAUCUCAACAAAUUUAUGGCAUUUGAAACUCGUGAUCCAUUCCUCAUUCGCCAGGAGCGUGAAAACCCAACUUUAACAGAGUGGGAUCGGUUCGCCCAUAGGGAAUAUAUUAGGCUGUCGAUGGAAGAGGAUGGUGAAGAUGCAUCAAAUGGAAGUGGUGAUGUGUGGGACGAGUCACUUGAAGCUCCAUUUUGAAUUAUGCCUCACCCCUAAUUGGUUGGAUAUGGAUGACAUUGGUUGGGAAGAAGUGUAAAGGUUUUGGCUAGCGUGCGGAGGUCAUUGCCGGCUCGCAGCAGUUUCAGUAACACCAAAGACUACUUAUGAGUUUUACUGUGCAGGUCUGAUUCGAUAUUAUCAGUUGUCCAGUUGUGCAAACAUUUUUGCUUGGAAGGAAGAAUGGGAAGUUAAUGUGAGGGGCCUCCUGCAUACUGACAAAGCAACAACCUCAGCAGUCUCAAAUGAUACUGAAGUGGGGGACCUUUCGUGGUCCACCUUUUUCUCAUUGUGUUCUGAUUGUUGCUUUAGGGGGAUGUCGGUUUAUUCAAUUGCUGUGCUCAAAUUUUGGAGCUGAACUGUAUUGUUUGGCUGCCGUUUUCUUUGUUAAUUUGUGGAUGUGCGAGCAAGCAAUUCCAUCAUUAUCUUCGAUCAUGGUAUGUAACUUUCUGGUUCUGGUUUAUGUUUAGUUGACUACAUCGUUUUGUUGUGAUUCUUGGUACAUUUUGGGAGGAAAGAUAGGCGUAAAGGCAUGGCUGUGCAAUGCCAUUUGUAACAUUAACAAGUAACUGUGCAUUGGGUGCAUAAAUCUGAACAGAAAGGUAGAUUACAUUGGCAA